This is a messenger RNA of Cryptococcus wingfieldii CBS 7118, 975 nucleotides long. Its product is annotated as phosphopantothenoylcysteine decarboxylase. The record is from RefSeq and is a predicted model, not a curated record. Lineage: Eukaryota; Fungi; Basidiomycota; Tremellomycetes; Tremellales; Cryptococcaceae. Gene Ontology annotation, molecular function: FMN binding; phosphopantothenoylcysteine decarboxylase activity. Gene Ontology annotation, biological process: coenzyme A biosynthetic process. The transcript is spliced from 5 exons. Gene Ontology annotation, cellular component: phosphopantothenoylcysteine decarboxylase complex. The coding region runs from base 1 to 975 and encodes 324 amino acids.
AUGCCCGUCCCUGUACCCCCUCGCAUCCCCCACAAGCCGUCCCGGCCAUUCGUGUCAGCUUCCUAUCGGCCACCCGAAGAGGCCCACGACGGCCUUUUUCGACUCGUUCUCAUCACCAGCGGCAGCGUCGCCAGCAUCAAAGUUCCGGACAUUGUAGCGGCUUUGGCCAAGAACCGCGAUAUCGAUGUCCAGAUCGUCGCCACCAAAGCGUCUACUUAUUUUUAUAGCCAAAAUGACAUAGAUAGCUCCGUGAGAAAGUCGCUUCAACUCUCGGAUUCAACGACCAGUGAUGUAGGAUAUAAAGUAUGGACAGACACGGACGAGUGGUCAGAUUGGAGGAAAGUAGGAGACCCUAUACUGCAUAUAGAGCUGCGACGGUGGGCAGAUCUGGUUGUCGUGGCGCCUUGCUCGGCCGACCUUCUUGCCAAAGUUGCUGGCGGUCUUUGCGACAACUUGGCCACGUCGCUGAUGCGCGCACUUUCUCCCUCCACACCGGUGGUGCUGUGCCCCGCCAUGAACACGCACAUGUACCAGCAUCGCCUGACAGCCAAGCAUCUUACUAUAGUCCAGGAUGAGCUGGGCUAUCUUGUAUCAGGUCCUCAAGGAGGUGGCCGUCUGGCUUGCGGAGAUGAUGGUCCUGGAAAGAUGACAGACUGGCGGGACAUCGUCUCCGUCAUUGAAGGUUUCGCGCACAUGUUCCACAACAAACAAGCGCCUUAUCAACCCACAUCUGUCGAAGGAGUCUCCCCAGCCUUGUCCUCAAACCCGUCGAAUCCUCUUCCUCGGCAAAACCCUCCCACACCAAACCGAUCCCCUUCCGCUUUGCGGUCAACGAAUCCUUUGCCAGACACCGAGCGGGAGAAGGACACUGGGUGCAAGCCAGGAGAAUCAGCUGGUGUAAAGGAUUGGAGGGCGUUGUGUGGGCCUGAAGGAGGAGAUGGGCGGGCAUGGCAGAAAAAAUACUGGAUGGGAUGA